This is a messenger RNA of Fusarium vanettenii 77-13-4, 2310 nucleotides long. RefSeq lists its product as uncharacterized. The coding region runs from base 1 to 2310 and encodes 769 amino acids. The transcript is spliced from 4 exons. The record is from RefSeq and is a predicted model, not a curated record. Lineage: Eukaryota; Fungi; Ascomycota; Sordariomycetes; Hypocreales; Nectriaceae.
AUGGCUCCAGUCACCUCCGACGAGUUUGAGGGCGAUGACUUCUCCAACAACCUCUUCAGCGACCUUGCUCCACUACUCACCCUCUUCGGUGAGCAGGUCACCAAGCAAUUCCUCAGCAUGAGCAUGGGCUGGGCGGAUAAUGUCCUUCUCGCAAUGGGCCCACUUGGUAUCAUUACAACCAUCGUCAGCGCCAUUCGCGUUGGUGGGGAGAAGAGGUUGAAAGCCCUCAUUGGCAGUUUGCAAAGAGCACGAGAAAGCGAUUCAGUUGCCGAACAAGAGCUCCUCUCUUCAACUUCACAGAACGUCUGCGAGAUGUGCAGUGGCCGACAAAUUGUGCGACUAAUCGGAAACGGGGAGGAUAUGGAAACCUUUGUCAUCGCUAGAGAUGGCGUAGUGUCUAACCUACGGACGGCCAUCAAUGGUCAUCGAUCCAAUUUACAUUCUUCAAACUGGUGGGCUGAGCAUCGAAUUCUGUCACAACAAAACUACCCCCCGAAUCUGACGCUCAACGUUCAGGGCGCCGCAGCGUCAACGAUGGAAUUGUGGGCAUGGGCCCUGCUGGGAACGGUUUUCCAGCUAUUUUCUAUCGCCUUUUCUGGGAUGAUUACUUACCAUUUGAAAUGGACAAAAGCUGGAGCUCAGGUGGCGGAGUAUGGGUACCCUUGCUUCUGUGCUGGCACGACUUGCUUGGUAAUUGCAAUCCUAGGAUGCGGGCACGUCAUUGAGGGUGUCACCGACGAGAUGACAUGGUUGCCAUCGGGCAAGGGCAGUCGAAUACUCACACUCCAAAAAGCUCACAGUGUGGGCGACCAACACUUCCCUUCCUGUACAAUUUUCAUGACAAGAAAAGGCGAGACACUCAAGUUCUCGCGGCUCAACAACAAAAGCUAUAAAUUGCUGGUCACUAUCUCCACCUCUCUCGCACUUGUGGGCUACAUCGUCCAAUUCGUCGGUCUCCGAGCGCUUCACUGGUCGGCAACUAUCACUCAGCUGGGCAUCACGUUGAUCAUGACUGCAAUUCGGGCCUGGGUGAGAAGAGGCCUUGCCUCUGACCCAGAUUGUUACCCACUAAUCGAGGGUCACGAACUGGCCAAUCUCGCGUUGAUCCUACACAACGAUCCGGGUGCCAUACCCAAUGUAUCAAGGUCCCAAAAUCAUAUCGAGAUGACGAGGAAGCCUCUGUAUGAACUUAUAUUUCUAUGUCUACUACCCUCUGAAGCGAUUUACAAGUCCCAUCAGUUUCAUAUUCCACUGCAGACGUCUCUAAAUUUUCAAUACUCAGCCGACCAUGAGGAGGACACUGCUCCGCUCAGAAUCUACGACCAAAUAUCAAUGGGGUCUACCCUGAGCAGCGUCGACAAAGAAGCUUCGACCCUUUCGAGCUUGUUUUUCAACGUCAUCAGACACGUCAUGGACGCAAUUGAUGUUUCUGGGGUGCUCCUCUGGAAGGGAGAUGCGUCGAGACUGCCCUCGGAGCAGCUGGUAACUGAUGACAUAUCUUGGGUGUUCGACUUCGGCAACUUUCGACGCCCAGACUUUAACCAAACUGUGCGGCGAAAAGCCUCUUUCCGCCUACGAAGAUCUACCAGCCACCCCGAAUAUCGAUGGACUCUAUUACAUCAUGGCCUAAUUGCAGCUCUUCUGGCCCUGUCUGCCCAUGCCUUGGGAAGAAGACUUGAGCAUCUACAUCGGGCCCGGGGCGGUGAUAAGCUAUCCAUCGGUGAUGACCUGUUCUUCGUCGAUUCUCAAGCCCCCCAUCAUCCCUCUAGUUCGGGACGCAUCGUGGGCAAUAUCAACAAUGAUGACAGCUUAUCGAACCAGGAGAUGCUUGAAGAAUGGCUAGAUACAAAAGUUCUCCCCAAAGAUAUUUUCUUUCGCUCUAAGGGGUUAAAGUGUUAUCUUGGAAUAAUGCUUACGCCACCUCCUGAAGAUCAUCCUAGACCGAAAGAUCUGGUCAUUGAAACACGACGUGACUCGGGGUUACUCCUCCAAUGGACUCAGGAGCUCUUCUCUAUCUUUAUGCUUGCCAUUGCCUCCAAAGUUGAACGAGUCCUCGGAGAGACCAAAGAGGUAGAGGGCAAAAGGGGGCCUGGGAAACGCUGUUUCAAAAACUCUGUCUUUGACACGAUCGCAGAUGUGGUGGUUAGGGAGCGCCUGGCUCAUGACCGAGACGAAGCCUACACACUGAUCGUGCCAGCCUUUGCGAAGUAUGGCCUUCUUCCAACAUGCAGCACUGAGCAAACGGCAGAGCAUACUUCGGAGAGGGCGACAUCCCCGGCCCAAUCAAACAGUGAAGAGAAUACCCUCUAA